Molecule: messenger RNA, 1977 nt
Organism: Limanda limanda (common dab)
Lineage: Eukaryota; Metazoa; Chordata; Actinopteri; Pleuronectiformes; Pleuronectidae
Product: insulinoma-associated protein 1
Exons: 1
Coding region: 1-1977 (658 amino acids)
Biological process (GO): neuron differentiation; regulation of cell cycle process; negative regulation of transcription by RNA polymerase II
Cellular component (GO): nucleus; transcription repressor complex
Molecular function (GO): RNA polymerase II cis-regulatory region sequence-specific DNA binding; DNA-binding transcription repressor activity, RNA polymerase II-specific
Source: RefSeq, a predicted model, not a curated record
AUGCCUCGAGGAUUCCUGGUGAAGAGGACCCGGCGGAGCUCCGCCUCCUACCGGCCGCGGCAGAGCUGCUCAUCGGUCCUGUGUGACGGCGACGGGAGCAGCAGCAGCAGAGAAGCGACCAGGGCUCCGGUGAAGGAGAGCUACGUGGUGAGUGUCUCCCCGGUGGACCGGACGGACGGACUGCUCCCGGUGCUCCGCGAGGACCCCCCCCCCGGUGUCCGGGAGGCGUGGAGCGCGCACGUGGAGUCCGCGCUGGAGGCUGAGGCGGAGCGGCGCGCGCAGCUCCCGGACACCGAGCCGCGGGGGGGCGAGGUGGAGGUCCUGACCCCCGGUCCCGACUUCUCCUGCUUCUUCCCGCCUCCGCCGCCUCCACGCGACCUGUCGUUCCCGGUGUCCUGCAGCCCCGUGCAGCCGGUCGGGACCAGGAUGCUGGAGCGGCACGAGGACCCGGAGCAGCUUCCGGUGCUCCCCGGGAGGAGCCCGACCUCCUCCUCCUCCUCCUGCCCGGGAGCGGAGCUACCGGAGCUGCCGUUCCUGGUGAGCUCCGCCCCGGCUUCCGUAGAGCGGCUCCUCCGCCACCACGCGCCACCCUACGGUCCCCCGGACCCGAGAGGGACCCACGUGCACCUGUUCCCGCCGAUGACGCUGAUGAACCCGGAGCAGCACGCGGAGAGGAAGCGCUCGUUCCUCGAACCGGAUCAGCGCGUGAGACACAGCAAACAGUCGGCCGGUCACGUGUCCAAGAAACCCAAGGUCAACCGGAAGCUGACCUUCGAGGACGAGGUCACGACCUCUCCGGUGCUGGGGCUGCGGAUCAAGAAGGAGAGUCCGGAGAUGAGGAGGCAGCGGGAGAAGUCGUGCGCGUCCACCGGGAGCCACCCGCUGAGGGAGUUCAUCUGCCAGCUGUGUAAGGAGGAGUACCCGGACCCGGUCUGCCUCGCGCAGCACAAGUGCUCCCGCAUCGUGCGCGUGGAGUACCGGUGUCCCGAGUGCGACAAAGUCUUCAGCUGCCCCGCAAACCUGGCGUCUCACCGCCGCUGGCACAAACCGCGUCCGGUGACCCACCCGGGAGCGGAGACCCCCCCCAGCACCAAGGGCCAGCCGCUGAAGGAGGCGCGCCGGCUCCUCACGCACGAGCGGCCGCCGGUGGAGACGGAGGGGAAAGAGAACGAGCUGCUGCGCGUGCACGCCAAUCAGCACCACCGGGCCCCGGACAGCAAUCAGCACCACCGGGCCCCGGACAGCUCCCGGCUCCGGAGAGACCAGUCCCUGCUCCUGCUGCGUGCGCGCUCCCGGGACAGCCCCGACACCGACAGCCUCCCGCCUCCUCCUCACUAUGACUCCUCCCCGCCCCCCCGGUACCGGCUCCCGGGGGAGAGCCGCCUGGAGCUGCAGCAGCAGCAGCAGGUGCGAGCGGCGGACAGCCCCCCGCCCGGCCUGCUGCUGCUGACCGGAAACCCGGGGGGGGAGCAGCAGCCCUCUCUCUCACACCCGCACCUCCCGUUCGUCCCGUCGCUCCCGGAGGAGGAGGUGUACGAGUGCCGGUUCUGCGGGAAGAAGUUCCGGCGGCAGGCGUACCUCAAGAAGCACCUGGCCGCGCACGAGGCCACGGCGCAGGCCCCCCCGCCCCCCCCGUACGGCCAGGCUCGCGACAGCAGCCACGUGUUCCUGUGCCACCUGUGCGGCGCGCGCUUCCCGUCGGUGGAGAUCCGGGACAAACAUCACCUGUGGCACGCGAUGAGGGACGAGCUGCUGGCGGGAGGAGGAGGGGGAGGAGGGGGAGGAGGAGGAGGAGGGGGGGUGUUCCACGCGCACCGGGAGGACAGCGGGGAGUGCGAUCAGCAGCAGCAGAUCUUCACGUGCAAACACUGUCCGUCCACGUUCUUCAGCUCCCCGGGGCUCACGAGACACAUCAACAAGUCCCACCCCACGGAGAGCCGGCACGUGAUGCUGCUGCAGAUGACCGUGAGACCGUGA